Molecule: messenger RNA, 2073 nt
Organism: Torulaspora delbrueckii
Lineage: Eukaryota; Fungi; Ascomycota; Saccharomycetes; Saccharomycetales; Saccharomycetaceae
Product: GYF domain-containing protein
Exons: 1
Coding region: 1-2073 (690 amino acids)
Molecular function (GO): protein binding
Source: RefSeq, a predicted model, not a curated record
AUGAACUACCAAUCGCCCUACCAGAGCCCGUUGAACAGUGUGGCUUAUCAAUUCCAGAAUAUGGGGAUCCGCGGGUCUUCUGGGGUGGAUCCCUCACUUUUGGGGGCGCAAAGCUCUUCUUCACCAUUCGUGGCAGCUCAACAGUACCCUUCGUUGCACGCCGGUCAUGCUUCCUCGCUUAUUAAUGGUUGGGGAGACGAAUCAGGGCGUUCUUCGCCCUAUCCUUCACAGUUGGGCACUCCUUCAAUGAAUGGCAGUCAUACCAACCUUUUGGGUCCACAGAUGGGCGUUUCCAUAGGAAUGCCUCCGUUGGAGUCACAGUGGAGAUAUAUUGACACGCAAGGUGCGGUUCAAGGCCCAUUCGGGUCGUUGGCAAUGUCUCAGUGGUAUGCCUCGGGAUAUUUCCAGCAUACUUUGCAGAUUUGUAGAAUUGGGACCACUGUGGAGCCUUUUGGGAUUAAUGAUAAGUUCAUUACGCUUGGGGAUCUUAUUGCGAAAGUUAGUGAUUUCCAGGAUCCUUUUGGUGCUUUUGAUCGUUUGUUGGCAGCAGGAACUGUUGCAGCACCCAUUGAUUCGUCUCUGUUGAAGCAGCAGCAACAUGAACCGGUGGCCAAAACGGAGAGUGGAGAUUUCACUCAUGAUGAGAUUUUGCAAUUGAAGGACCCUGAUGGUGGAUUUUAUCGUGAGGUUGUUGUCCAAGUGCCAGUGAGCAAGAAGAGGAUUGAAAAAGUGGAUUUAGGCGCUGAUGCCAACUCUGCUGUCUCUGAAGUUAAAGAGGAGAAAUCUGAAGUGAUUCCUGUUGCUGUUCAGGAAACAACAAAUCCAGAACUUGACAGGACAAGAAGCGUUGAAACUAAGCGCCAACAGAAGGCGGAAGAAAUGGCCAAGAAGCUGUUGAAAGAACAAGAAGCGCAAGAAGAAGAGCGUAGGAAGAAAGAGGAAUCGCGCAAGUUGAAAAAACAACAAAAGCAGGCAUCAAAGCAGCAAGAACAGGAGAGUAAAACUGCAGCAGAACCAAGCGGUUCUAGAAAAAAAGAUCUGGUUCAAUCUGAGAUCACUAUCGAGAGUACUGCCCCAAAGGCACCUGUGGCUCCAUGGGCAAACAAAACCCAAAACGUCGAAAGUCCCAGGAUUUCGAUCGCAGAGUUACACAAGAGGGAAGAUUUGGAACAGGCUAAGAGAGAUCAGGAACGCGAACGUGCGGAACGUGUGGUUGCUUCACAGUUGCAAAAGCAGAUUUUAAAGGAGGAAAAAACUCAAAAGGAUCUAAAGUCUGUGCUUACUUGGGCUAGUAAGCCUGCACCACCACCUGUGUCCGUAGAGAUCCAGCCACCCCAACCAAAGAAGGGAGCAUCUAACAAGGACAUAAACAAAAAGAGCAAGCCUUCUGAAACGUUGGCUGCCGAUGCUUUGAAAGAUUUUAACAACCCAUCAUUCAUUGAGGAGCAAACAAAACUUUGGGAAAAAGCUCAACGGGAGAAGGCAUUACGUGCAGCUUCCACUACGACCACCACUACGCAUACUAGAGAUGAUGGGAAAGAAUGGACCACUAUCACCACAAAAGCCUCCAACGCCACUAGCAACGUUCAACCUAGAGUGGUCAAUCAACCCAAAUCCUACAUCAGCCCCGAUAAACUACGGGUUGUUGGAGGUACAUCGCAUAAACAGAUUGGUUCAUUUACUACUAACCCCAAUGCCAAGACCAAGAGUACUGCACCAGCCGCAACAGCAGGCAGUAGAAUAUCUCACCGCCAAGAUUUCCUGAGAUGGUGUAGAUCGCAGAUGAAGUUGAAUAAAGGUGUGGAGGUCAACAGUGUCCUGGAAGUCCUAUUGAGUUUGCCCGCCGGCUCUGAGGCAAAGGAGAUCAUCGCAGAUACGAUUUACUCGAACAGUAGCACCAUGGAUGGUAGAAGAUUCGCCACUGAGUUCAUCAAGAGACGCGUUGAAUGUGAGAGGCUAGUUAAGGAUCCCUUGACUUGGAGUGAAGCCCUGGCCCUACCGGAAGGGACCGAAGAUGAUUGGGAAUUCCAAGUUGUCAGUAAGAAAAAGGGCAGAAAGAAUAGAGCCGAGUAA